Molecule: messenger RNA, 1672 nt
Organism: Melampsora larici-populina 98AG31
Lineage: Eukaryota; Fungi; Basidiomycota; Pucciniomycetes; Pucciniales; Melampsoraceae
Exons: 10
Coding region: 217-1296 (359 amino acids)
Cellular component (GO): trans-Golgi network; Golgi apparatus; endosome
Molecular function (GO): antiporter activity
Source: RefSeq, a predicted model, not a curated record
AUGAUUUGUCACCCAAAAGACCAACAAAUCGACCGGAAGAAGGCUGAGCAAAACAAAGUUAGCAAAGAUAAGAAUCCUAGGGGAAUUCUGAUGUUGGAUGAAAGUCAAAAAGAACAUCAAACCUCGAAGAGUUAAAGACCCUCAUCCAAAAGAACACAUCAGAACACAAUCUAGCAUAGCAUCAUCAAACAAGGAAAUAUCAAGAAACGAGAACUAAUGAUUUCUUCUUCAAUGACUUCAACAAGUUCAUCCAACUCAUCAAUCUCAACUACCAUCUCAACCAUCUCAACUUCACCAUCAAAUCAAGCUCGGACUCAUCAUCAUUCAUCAUUCUCAUCAUCUUCAACACUAAUCCUCACCAUAUUUCUUUCGGCCUCACUUACACUCUUCAACAAAUCAAUCUAUACCACAUUCAAUUUCCCAUUCCCCUUCCACAUCCUCGCCCUUCACUUUGCUUCGAUCUCUCUGACGUCUAGACUUCUUGUUAAAUGGACUCGACCAAAGGAAUAUGCAUCCUAUCAAGAACGCGUCACUUGGCCAUUUUGGUUCAAAAAUGUUUUGACGGUUGGUUUGGCUUACGGAUCGGCUAUUUUGUGCUCAAAUCUGGCGUAUCUCUUACUCUCAGUCUCAUUUGUUCAAAUGCUCAAAGCUUUCACUCCCGUCGUACUGGUCGUCGCUACUGCUAUACUUGAACAACAGAUGCCCCCCGCUCGCUCAGUGGUGGUGGUUUCAAUCAUAUCCAGUGGUGUAGCUGUUGCAGCCUAUGGAGAAAUCCACUUCGUCUUGAUUGGCGCACUCUGUCAAUUUGCUGGCUCACUAGCUGAGGUUGCUCGUUUGAUUGCAACACAGCGCCUCUUGCAGGAUCUAAAUGUCGAUCCACUAGUCGCACUAAGCGCUCUGUCACCCAUCUGUUUUUCAAUGGCUGUCAUCUUGGCCCCUAUCUUCGAAGGGCUUGAGCCAAUCUCCCUCAUCGUUCCUCGACUUGGCUUGCCUGUCAUCUUCGCCAGUAUCUUACUCGCCCUCGCUCUCAACGUCGUCGUCCUCUUUCUUGUCAGCUGCACAAGCGCUCUAGUCCUUACACUGGCAGGUAUCGUGAAAGAUAUUGGACUGAUAGGCGGAUCAGUCAUCUUUUUGGGAUCUCAUAUCACAUCGACUCAAAUCGGUGGUUACCUGGUUGCUACUGGUGGUCUAGUCUAUUUCCGGUUUAGCAGACCCCCUGCUCUCCAUUCCAAAAUCGAAACUCCAACUUAUAAAGAAGUCGAUUAUGAAAUUUUACCUAUGGAGUCCCGUGAUUAGAGUCAUGUCUUCUUACUUUCAGUUGUUCAUAGUCUUACCAAACGAAAAUAAUGCUUUGUCUCUUUUUGGGUAUGAGAUUUGUCUUGAGUAAAGUUUGAGAUAUUUGUCUUUUGACAUUGCUCACAGUCUCACAGGGGUUCUUUCAACAAUAGAUUUCUUUUCUAUCCUUGCUGACUUCACAUCUUCCUUAUAUUUUCAAACCCAGUCUCAAAGACCUAAUUCUAAUUGCUAGGUGAUAACACAUCAUCGUCAUCCAUCAUCAAAAAAUAUUUUUUUGUUCUUGUUUAACUUUUCUGAUCUCUAUGAAACCUUUUUAUGUUGUCUUAAUCGUUUUCGCCCAACUAAUUAAUUCAAUCUUAAAACUGAUCCACUGGCU